AUGCCGCUCGUCAUUCUCACCGGCUACCCGUGCUCUGGUCUCACCUAUCGUGCCAACCAGCUCGCGUCGCUCCUUGAAAAAGGGCAGGAUGAGCUCUUUGCGGCACCCGACCCCACGUCGCCCGUCUCGUUGAAGUCGCGAUUUAAGGUCCAUGUCGUGCCGUCGCAUGAUGCCGGGCAUCCUCGCAUAGUGUACGACCAUGCCCGAACAGAAAAAGAGGCGCGCGGUGUCGCCUAUGCGCGGGCCAAGCGCGUGCUGGCGCGGGACAGUAUCGUCAUCCUCGAUGGGAUGAACUACAUUAAGGGAUGGAGGUACCAGUUAUGGUGCGAGUCCAAGGCAGCUGGAACAACAUGCUGUGUGGUCCAUGUGGGAACACCCGUCGACCAGUGCGUCGCUAAUAACGACGCUCGAUUGCGCCGACAAGUGGCGCAGCAGCAAGACCCCGGCUCAACCGAUGCACCGGCCAGGAAACCGGCAGAUUCCACCGAGGAUAAUGAAGAGGCCUACCCAUCGGAAUUGUUGAACAACCUCAUCUUUCGCUAUGAAGAGCCCAGCACCCACAGCCGCUGGGAUAAGCCUCUCUUCACCGUCCCAUGGACCGACCGCGAACCCCCUGUCGCCGACAUUUUCAAGGAACUAACGGGCGUUGUUCUUCCAUCGGCUCAGACCACUGUCGAUGCCACAGUCCCUAGUAUGACGGAAUCUCUAGCCUCAUCCACGCUCUCCGACACAGCCAGCACGGCGACAAGGGCCAGGACCUUUAACCGCGGUCAAUCAUUGCGCCCUAGGAUCGUGCCCCACCAAGCCACCGUGCAAGCCGUCGCCACCGACCACGGCGCCCUGUACGCAAUGGAAAAACGCACGUCGGCGAUUGUCUCUGCGAUCCGCGCCUUCACACAAUCCAAUCCCUCUGCCGAGACGGCUCUGGCGCAGAGCAACCACGCCAAGGGCAUCGCCAUCGAAGUCCCCGAUGCAUCUCUCCCUGUCUUGGUUCCUUCGCACGUUGCCACGACGGGCACCACCGACGAGCUGGCCGGCGUGGGCGGGGCUUUAGCCCUGCCGCGGCUGCAGCGGCUGCGCAGGCAGUGGAUCAGUCUGAAUCGUUCUUACAUCGGGCAUGGACAUGGAACGUCAAAGGGCGGGCUAGCGGCGGAUCAGGUCGGGGAUGCCUUUGUGCGGUUCCUGAAUGCGGAUUUCGGAGAUGAAGCUCAGGGCGACGUCGACAAUGAUGCUGACGUCUAG
Molecule: messenger RNA, 1242 nt
Organism: Penicillium alfredii
Lineage: Eukaryota; Fungi; Ascomycota; Eurotiomycetes; Eurotiales; Aspergillaceae
Product: putative RNA polymerase II Elongator complex associated protein Kti12
Exons: 3
Coding region: 1-1242 (413 amino acids)
Source: RefSeq, a predicted model, not a curated record